AAUGGCCUCGCUAUAGGUCUGUCAGUAAUCAAAUAUUUGUAUAGCACUGUUGAAAUGUUAAUUUUACUUAUUUACCAGUGGUGAUCAAGGAAAUUCAAGGUGUAUAACAGUCCAUGUUGUUGGUCCACAUGCAGCUUCGACAGGUGGACCUUGUCAAACUUUACACUGCCAGAACAAUGGACAUUGUACUGCCGUGUCUGUAACGUUGUACAGCGCAUACUGUACCUGUACUGCUGGCUUUAACGGUCCCACCUGUGAUACUCAAUCAACAACAGUCGAUCCAUGUUCCAUAACGCAUAUGGUUUGUCAAAACGGAGGUGUUUGUAAAAAUAACAAAGGGCAUGCUACGUGCUUAUGUCAACCAGGAUGGACAGGAACACAAUGCCAAACAGAUUCCGGAGUAACCGGCUCUCAGGAUCCGACUUUCAUAGAUACAGCCAUCCCAACUAUUGUACCAUGUACUGUUGGUCAGUCGUGUAACAUACCGUUACUUCUUAAAGGUGCUGGCGUCACAUCGUCGAACAUAAAUUUUGGUCAAGUUGAUAACGGCAUUACUCCUAGUCCUGUAUCCGUUGAUCGCCCAACGUCUGGUGGUCCAGCUGUGGUUCAUGUCCCAGUAACACCUACCACAGAGGGAGAAAAACAUAUAUGCGUACAGGUCAACAGUGUCACAUCUGGCACAAAAUCAAGCGAAGCUUGUUUCACUAUAAAGGCAACACAACCUACAGGUGGGUCCAUACCGGCUCCUCCAGCUCAGAGCAAGCCCCAGUUUACACCGUCAACCUUACCUGACCAUUCGACAGUACAGUGUAUGGCAGGGUCAACUUGUCACAUAUACCUAGGAACACAGCCCGCCAGUACAGCUAAUACAUGUCCGAGUGUAAUACAGUCUGGGGUUACACAUAUUCAGAGUAUACAAUCCUUUCCGCUGGUUACUUCUCCAUCGCCCGGAAAUGUCUGUUCCACUGUCAUGGCAUUCACACCUUCAGCUGAACAAAAUGGAAUGGUGUGCUUCACACCUACACAGGCCAGUGAUCACGGACAAGAAAAAUGCUUUAAUAUAAAUGUUAAGCAAGAAAACUGUAGUGGUCCAGUUAUAGAUUUAGAAGCAGCGAGGGAGUCAACAAACAUGGGUCGUACAAGGUGUAAAUGUACUCUGGCCAGUGGUAAGGAAGUGGUGGUCAUCAACAAGCGCCCUAAAGCCACUACAGCUCAGCUACUCAAAGCGGCCGGUAUCGGCGCCGGAAGUGUCACAGGCGCCAUUGCUAUAGCAACAAUCAUAUAUAUGAUUGUCGGAAAAAUCAAGGAAUCUAAGAACUCGAAUCCCAAUCUUGGUGAUAAUAAAACUAAUUCUGACAGAAUGACUCCACGGGCUAGUAAACCACGUCCCCAGCUCAGACAACGCCGCUAAGAUGUGACAAAAACACAAACGUGUCCAUAUACAUGUAGUUAAUUUAUUCCUAGGUAUCCAUGACAAUUGAAAUUGAGUGUGUGCUUUGAAAAUAUAAAUAAAAUGAGUUUUGCAUUUCAA
Messenger RNA from Pecten maximus, 1531 nucleotides. RefSeq lists its product as uncharacterized. The record is from RefSeq and is a predicted model, not a curated record. The transcript has 14 exons. Bases 299 to 1411 code for a protein of 370 amino acids. NCBI's taxonomy places the organism in Eukaryota, Metazoa, Mollusca, Bivalvia, Pectinida, Pectinidae. Gene Ontology annotation, molecular function: calcium ion binding.